CCGGUUGCAUGGCGCGCUGCGAGCGGCUGCGUGGCGCGGCCCUGCGCGACUUGCUGGGCCAGGCGCAGGGCGUCUUGUUCGACUGCGACGGGGUGCUGUGGAACGGCGAGCGCACCGUGCCGGGCGCCCCCGAGUUGCUGCAGUGGCUGGCGCGGGCGGGCAAGACCACGCUUUUCGUGAGCAACAACAGCCGGCGCGCGCGGCCCGAGCUGGCGCUGCGCUUCGGCCGCCUGGGCUUCGCGGGGCUGCGCGCUGAGCAGCUCUUUAGCUCAGCGCUGUGUGCCGCGCGCCUGCUGUGCCAGCGUCGUCUGCUUGGGUCGCCGGGCACCGUGUUCGUGCUGGGCGGUGAGGGGCUGCGCGCCGAGCUGCGUGCGGCGGGGCUGCGCCUGGCGGGGGACCCCGGCGACCACGGCUCGCGCGUGCGCGCCGUGCUCGUGGGCUACGACGAGCACUUCUCCUUCGCCAGGCUGAGCGAGGCGUGCGCGCACCUGCGCGACCCCGACUGCCUGCUAGUAGCCACCGAUCGCGACCCUUGGCACCCGCACAGCGACGGAAGCCGGACCCCCGGUACCGGAAGCCUGGCUGCAGCAGUGGAGACAGCCUCAGGACGCCAGGCCCUGGUGGUGGGGAAACCCAGCCCCUACAUGUUCCAGUGCAUCGCCGAAGAGUUCAGUGUGGACCCCACCCGCACACUGAUGGUGGGUGACCGCCUGGAGACCGACAUCCUCUUUGGCCACCGCUGUGGCAUGACCACCGUGCUCACACUCACAGGGGUCUCACGCCUCGAAGAAGCCCAGGCUUACCUGGCAGCUGGUCAGCAUAGCCUUGUGCCUCACUACUACGUGGAGAGCAUUGCAGACUUGAUGGAGGGGCUGGAGGACUGAACCCACCUCCCCCAUUCCCCGAUCCCGUAAAUGGAGGCUGCGGGCCAUGAGUCACAUUCGGCAACAUGAGCUACCUGGCCCAGGUGUCUACCCCAAUGAAGGGAAGCUGGAAUCCGGGAAGGUUUGUGGGCCCUCAUACCCCUCCCAGCAGUGGCUGGACACUCUGCUGUUCAGAAACUGUCCCUCCACAUCUUGAAUGUUCACCCUGGCCUGACCCCACCACCUGCGGUCACCUCCCCUUCUUAAAAAAAAAUAAAUAAAUAAAAAUAAAAAAAAUAUAUAUAUAUUGGGCUGGAGAGAUGGCUCAGAGGUUAAGAGCAUUGCCUGCUCUUCCAAAGGUCCUGAGUUCAAUUCCCAGC
This is a messenger RNA of Microtus oregoni (creeping vole), 1243 nucleotides long. RefSeq names its product pyridoxal phosphate phosphatase-like. Lineage: Eukaryota; Metazoa; Chordata; Mammalia; Rodentia; Cricetidae. The coding region runs from base 9 to 884 and encodes 291 amino acids. The transcript has a single exon. Gene Ontology annotation, cellular component: cytoplasm. Gene Ontology annotation, molecular function: pyridoxal phosphatase activity. The record is from RefSeq and is a predicted model, not a curated record.